AUGAGGAGUUUGAGCGUACCUGGUACGAGAUCCAACAGCUUAAUUUCAGGGUCAGCUCUGCCUCUGUGUCUGGUAUUAAGCGGCCGGACUGGAAACUCUAUAGCUCACUCGUUGGCUAAGUUUGCCACAAAUCUGGCAGAUGAAGUUGUUUGGAUGGAAGAUUCCCCUUACCCAUGGAAGAAGACUAGGGUUUGGUUGGGUACAUUCGAUACACCCGAAGAAGCUGCACUCGCUUACGACGGUGCCGCUCGUUCGCUCCGUGGAGCCAAAGCUAAGACGAACUUUCCGCCAACAGUUCCAACCACCGUAGGCGGCGGCGGUGGGCUUCCUCUCCCUCUCGAUCUCAACCUUCCCUCCUCCAACAGACUCGUACUUGGCGAGUUUUUACACACCGGCGUUCUCAAAGACAUCAAUUGUGUCGCCACCGAGUCUGACCCGUCUUCCUCGUAUCAAGUUAAGCGAGAACCUCAAGCUUCCGCCUCUGCUGUUACUGUCGCUUCCGCCAGACCCACACAUCAUGUCCUUGAGAGCUCCGCCACGGCGUCGUUUCUAGGUCUCGUGCGGCGUGGUUUGCCUGUCGAUCUCAACGAGCCGCCUUCUUUGUGGCUUUGAAUGACAUGAAUGAAUGAAAUGAAUGCUGGUCUGACCUAUUUUAUUAUGACGGUGUUUUUCACCCCUUUAAUUAGUUCCUUUGUCUUUAUUUAUUUUCUCUUUUUCUUGAGACUAUCUGAGUCUAGUAGUAUUAGAUUAGUAGU
This is a messenger RNA of Quercus robur (English oak), 755 nucleotides long. Its product is annotated as ethylene-responsive transcription factor 12-like. The transcript is spliced from 2 exons. Bases 1 to 612 code for a protein of 203 amino acids. Lineage: Eukaryota; Viridiplantae; Streptophyta; Magnoliopsida; Fagales; Fagaceae. The record is from RefSeq and is a predicted model, not a curated record. Gene Ontology annotation, biological process: regulation of DNA-templated transcription. Gene Ontology annotation, molecular function: DNA binding; DNA-binding transcription factor activity.